Messenger RNA from Hirsutella rhossiliensis, 2412 nucleotides. RefSeq names its product neutral ceramidase 3. The transcript has 2 exons. Gene Ontology annotation, cellular component: extracellular region. Gene Ontology annotation, molecular function: N-acylsphingosine amidohydrolase activity. Gene Ontology annotation, biological process: long-chain fatty acid biosynthetic process; ceramide catabolic process; sphingosine biosynthetic process. The record is from RefSeq and is a predicted model, not a curated record. Lineage: Eukaryota; Fungi; Ascomycota; Sordariomycetes; Hypocreales; Ophiocordycipitaceae. Bases 1 to 2412 code for a protein of 803 amino acids.
AUGGCGUCAGGCCCAGACGACACAGCCGCCGCCAAGGCCCGUCGCUGGCCCCCGCCCAACGGCUCCCGAGGCCCGCACCACUGCCCACCUUCGAACCUGCUCUGCCGUCGCGUCUUGACUGUCCUCGUCGUCCUCGUCUCGGCCGGCUGCCUCGCCCUCUUCCGCGCCUCGGGCUGGACCGGCGCUCAACCCCUGCUGUCCUCCAACGACCACCAUCACCAUGCCGGCCUCGACGGAUCCAACAACCCGUGGGCCGCCCAGACUCUGCCCCCCGGCGAUUGGCCCCCCGACCGCUAUCUCCUGGGCGUUGGCAAGGCCGACAUCACGGGCCCCGUCGUCGAGCUCAACAUGAUGGGCUAUGCAGACUUCAAUCAGAUUGGCAGCGGCCUGCGCCAGAGGCUCUACUCGCGAGCCUUCAUCGUCGGCCACCUCCGCAACCCGGCCGACCGCUUCGUUUACCUGGUCCUCGACAUCCAGUCGGGCGACACGGCCGUCCGCUACGGCAUCCUCCGAGGCCUGCGCGCCCUCGGGCCCCGAUAUUCCAUGUAUGGCCACGACAGCCUCGCCGUCACCGCCACUCACUCCCACUCCGGGCCCGGCGCCUGGCUCAACUACCUGCUCCCCCAGAUUCCCAGCAAGGGCUUCGACAAGCAGAGCUAUCGCGCCAUUGUCGAGGGCUGCAUCCUCUCCAUCCGCCGCGCCCACGAGUCCCUCGAGCCGGGCUCCCUCACCGUCGGCACCACAAAGAUCCUCCACGCCGGCAUCAACCGCAGCCUCUACUCCUACCUCGCCAACCCGGCGGACGAGCGCGCCCGCUACAACCUCAGCGCCGCCGACGACGGCUCCGUCGAGACCGACAUGACGCUGCUCAAGUUCCAGAGAGUCUCGGACGGCAAGAACCUCGGCGUCCUGACCUGGUUCCCCACGCACGGCACCUCGAUGCAGGCCAACAACACGCUCAUCUCGGGCGACAACAAGGGCGUCGCCGCCGACCUCUUGGAGAAAAAGGUCCGUGGCGGCGCCCGCGAGUCGGACGGCUUCGUCGCCGGCUUCUCCCAGGCCAACAUGGGCGACGUCAGCCCCAACGUCCUCGGCGCCCGCUGUGACGACGGCUCCGGCCAGAGGUGCAACUUUGAAGACAGCACCUGCGCCGACGGCCGCUGCGCCCAUUGCCGAGCCAAAGGGCCCGGCCGCGGACAUGACGACCACGGGGCCUCCUCGUGCCUUGAGAUUGGCCGCCGCCAGUAUCAGGGGGCCCUGGAUCUCUACGAGUCGCUGGACCGCCGCUCGCCCAACGUGCGCGGCCAGGGUGUCAAGGCUUUUCAUCAGUUCCACGACAUGUCCACCUUUGCCUUUACCCUGCCCAACGGCUCGGCCGCCACCACCUGCCCGGCUGCCCUGGGCUACUCAUUUGGCGCAGGCACGUGGGACGAGCCCGGGUCCUUUGACCUGGUUCAGCACCUGUCCACCGCGGCCAACUCGUCCUACUUCUGGAAGUUCAUUACCUGGAUCCUCAUGCAGCCCAAACAGGACCAGGUCCAGUGCCAACACCCCAAGUCCAUCCUGCUUAAUGUCGGGGAGGUCCGCCGGCCUUAUCAGUGGACGCCCAACGUGGUGGACAUUCAGACCUUUCGCGUCGGCCAGCUCGUCAUCGUCGUUAGCCCCGGCGAGGCGACCACCAUGGCCGGCCGUCGGUGGAAAGAGGCCGUGGCCAAGGAGAGCGCCAAAGUGCUUGCUGAUGAGCUGGACGGUCAGGAGCCCGUCGUCGUCCUCGGGGCGCCGAGCAACAGCUACACGCACUACAUUACUACAGAAGAGGAGUACGGAGUCCAGCGUUAUGAGGGUGCGUCGACCCUGUACGGGCGUCAUACGUUGGCGGCCUACAUCGACCGCAGCCUCGCAUCGGUGCCGUUUCUGCGAGCGCACGGCGCGCCAGCACGGGAGCGAGCGGCCCUGGAGAUUGUGCCCCCGGACAAUAGCAACCGAUCGUGGAGCUUGAUAGCGGGCGUUUUGUACGACACGGCGCCGCGGUCCCGCGUUUUCGGCGAGCUCGUGACCGACGUGGCCAAAAAGCGCUUCGAACGCGGCGAGAGGGCCAAGGCCACCUUUGUCGGCGCCAAUCCCCGCAACAACCUGCGGCUGGAGGAGACGUACGCCGCGGUAGAGCAGCGCGUGUCGUCGGCCAAAGGGGCCGGGUGGAGGCGCGUGCGGGACGACUCGGACUGGGCGCUGACCUUUCACUGGCGGCGGACGAGCAGGAUCCAGGGCACGAGCGAGGUGGACAUUGCGUGGGAGAUUGAGGAGGGAACGCCGGCGGGCGAGUACAGAUUGCGAUACUAUGGAGACUUUAAGUCGAUGCGAGGACGCAUCACCGGCUUCGAGGGAACGAGCGGGACGUUCCGCAUCGAAUGA